Molecule: messenger RNA, 2436 nt
Organism: Amphibalanus amphitrite
Lineage: Eukaryota; Metazoa; Arthropoda; Thecostraca; Balanomorpha; Balanidae
Product: phosphatidylinositol transfer protein alpha isoform-like
Exons: 9
Coding region: 322-1140 (272 amino acids)
Biological process (GO): phospholipid transport
Cellular component (GO): cytoplasm
Molecular function (GO): phosphatidylinositol binding; phosphatidylinositol transfer activity; phosphatidylcholine intramembrane carrier activity
Source: RefSeq, a predicted model, not a curated record
GUAUUUGAAGGAUGACGUAAACAUGAUACUUUUAUUUUAAAUAUUCGAACCUCACAAUUGAAUAACCAUUAUAAGACUUCGAUGCUUAAGUUAUCUUGAAAUCUAUGAAGUUAAUUGUAGCACAGACUUACUCACUGAUAAAAGAACGGAAACUUUUUUCUUAAAAUUAAUAUACGUCAUUUGUAAGCAUGGGAUAUUCUGAGUCAUCAGCGAAAUACGUGGGGCGUGUUUAUCGUAUCGUGGAAAGCGUUGUGGUUCCGUGCUUGUGUGUGGGAGGGUUAUAGGGAUUUAGAUAAUUUAUUCACCGUUAAUAAAUUCGGAAUGCUCAUCAAGGAAUACCGAGUUGUGCUGCCACUCACAGUGGAAGAGUACCAAGUUGGACAACUGUACUCAGUAGCACAAGCAAGCAAAAAUGAAACAGGUGGUGGUGAGGGCAUUGAGGUGUUGAAAAAUGAACCCUAUGACAAUGUGCCACUCCUGGGAGGAAAGUUCACAAAGGGUCAAUAUACGUACAAAAUCUACCACUUAGCUAGCAAAGUCCCCAGCUUCAUCCGGCUGCUGGCACCCAAGGGGUCCCUCGAGAUCCACGAAGAGGCAUGGAAUGCAUACCCCUACUGCAAAACUGUACUGACGAACCCGGGUUACAUGAAGGACAACUUUCACAUCACGAUUGAGACGUACCACUAUCCGGACGCCGGCCAAACACCAAACCUGCACGAGCUGCCUCCAGACCGUCUGAAGCAGCGCGAGGUGGUGAUGAUCGACAUUGCCAACGACCCGGUGCCCUCGUCCGACUACAAGACCGACGAGGACCCGACCAAGUUCCAGUCGGUCAAGACGGGACGCGGCCCGCUGGUGGGCAAUUGGCAGCAGCAGUUGAAGGAGCCUUAUAUGACCUGUUACAAACUAGUCACCGUCGAGUUUAAGUGGUUCGGCCUGCAGUCGCGGGUGGAGAAGUUCAUCAUGAACCAGUACCCUCGGUUAUUCACCAACUUCCACAGACAGGUGUUCUGCUGGCUGGACAAGUGGCACGGCAUGACGAUGGACGACAUCCGCGAACUGGAGGAUAAGACCAAGGCCGACCUGGACAAGCAACGGCGAGAGGGCCAGGUGCGCGGCAUGAAGGCGGAGGGCGACUAGCGGCGCGGCCGUGGCGCCGACUAGCGGCGGGCCCUGGUACCAGUGGUUCGCCGAGCGCCCGCCGACACCGGCCGGCCUGUCACGCGUGGGUGUUUAGGUAAUGGCCAUUGUACGGUGAAUUUAGUUGAUUUAUAUUCAAUCAGUCAGUAAAAUUUAGGAGGCUAGUGGGAGGAGCUGAGACAUGUGUGUGCUCUGCGUUGGUCGGCGGUCCGACCCAUCUCUGUGUACCCCCGGUCCGCGCCGGUCCGGCCGGCCGCCCCCUCCCCUCCCUCCGCCCGGCCGGCCGCCGCCCGCAGACAGACAGACAGGCCGACUAGUCCGGCAGCUGUGCCCGCUGAUCAGGCGCGCGCAGUGGUCGUGUGGGGCGGCGACCGCUGGGGGUGGGUGGGGGCGGCCGCGGCGGGCCGCACACGAAUCCACCGACCGACAGCGUGGCUUUUAUUGGCCCGGAACCUACGGCGAUGUAGAAUCGUUCCACACACUCGUAUCUCGAAUCUAUCUUCUCAGACUGCAAUGGCUGACGUUAUUCUACAAUUAAGUAGGAGUGGAGCCCUGAAUAUGCACCGCUCGUCAGGUACUGAACUCUGCGCGCGGGGCCAGCAGGCCGACCGUUCACCGAUCGUCGUUCGAACCAGCCUCCUCCCACCCAAUCCUCGCCACCGAAAAGGCUGAUCUGGGUAUCUAGUGUGAAUGUCGCUCCUCUCCCCAAGUACGAGCAGCCGUCACCCGCAUGUGGACGCGCACUGUUGUAACUGCCCUCCCCUCCGAGACGUUGACCGGUCCUCAUUUUAUGCGUGUGCUCAACGGAGAGAGAGAGUGGAUAAUAUUAUCACGUCUUACUUCACUCGCCUCGCAUCAGUGUCUGCUAGUGACCUGCCUCGGAGCGAAUCGGAGCCGCGAUGGAGUGCAUGGGCCCCAGACUGACUGCUAGCUCUAGCUCGUUUUGCCUCGCUGUCUCCGCUGCCGCCGCCGCCGCCGCUGUCAUUCGGGCGCCGCGGCGCGACUGUCGUUUGUUUCUCUGUCCCCCCGGUUCGUGUGUGCUGGUCCUGUUCUAUUUCUCGGUGCGCGGCGACUGUCUCCGAGGCGCGCCGGUCUCCGCCGCCGCCCGGAGCCGUCGCUCGGACUGUGCGCGGUCGCAGCCGUUUGUGUCGCUGUGUGCGCGCCGGGCCGCGUCCCUGCCAAAACUGCGCUAUGCUUGCCCCAUAAUCGGGGGCCCACGCGCAUGGGGCGUAUGCAUUCCAUUCUUUUGUUUUGUUUUGGCUGUAAAAAGUGUGAAUACAGGUAGGUCAGGUCAUA